This is a messenger RNA of Musa acuminata AAA Group (dessert banana), 1750 nucleotides long. Its product is annotated as probable protein phosphatase 2C 52. Lineage: Eukaryota; Viridiplantae; Streptophyta; Magnoliopsida; Zingiberales; Musaceae. Gene Ontology annotation, molecular function: protein serine/threonine phosphatase activity; cation binding. Gene Ontology annotation, biological process: peptidyl-threonine dephosphorylation. The transcript is spliced from 9 exons. The record is from RefSeq and is a predicted model, not a curated record. Bases 508 to 1461 code for a protein of 317 amino acids.
CACUGGGACGGUAGCCGACAUACCGCUACUGCUACAAUCGUGCCACGUUCUCGCCAUUCCUCGGCCCAGACCACCACCAUCCCCUCUCUCUCUCUCUCUCAGCUCUCUCCAAUCAUUUCGAGCGAGCACGGCCACGUCCAUCGAUCGAUUCCCCCACCCUCAUCUAUUUACAGGGUUUUCUCGGAUCGCCGCCGCCCAUGCCGGAUCCCCGAUCGCUUAUCCUGAUAGUCUCCUGCUGCGCCACGAUCUCCGCGACCGCGGCCCCCUAGUGCGCCUGCUGAUCUCCCUGUCGGCCUCCGAUCAGAACGUUCGACGCGCCCUCCUCGGCAAGCAAGUUAGAUAGAUGGUAGGUGAUGGCGGCAUAACCGACUUUGUCGAUCGCGCAAACAAGGCAGCGGAUUCCUUUUUCAAGGGAAGGAGGCAGAUCGAAGGCUGGGGUUGUGCUGGAAGUAAGAAGGUUGACUUGAGGUGUCUAAGAAGCACCGGCCACCUGGAGCGGUUGUAAAGAUGAUGGUGGAUUCUGGUCCGGCUGCGGAGCCUGGAGCUGCCGCUAAUGCAUCACCCGAGAAGGAUCGGGCAGGCAAUGGUGACUAUGCCUGUGGAGGAUGGAAAAGUGAGGAUGGAAGUUUAACUUGUGGAUACUCUAGCUUCAGGGGACAAAGAGUCAGCAUGGAGGACUACUGUGAUCUAAAAUCAACUAAAAUUGAUGGGCAUACAGUUCAUCUUUUUGGAAUAUUUGAUGGACAUGGUGGUUCACAUGCUGCUGAAUAUUUGAAGGAACACUUAUUUGAGAACCUCACGAGGCACCCACAAUUCAUGUCGGACACAAAACUUGCAUUAAGUACUAACAGACUUGUGAAAUUACUUGGUGAAACAUAUAAAAAAACUGAUUCAGACUUUUUAGCUGCUGAAAGCAAUACUUCCAGAGAUGAUGGUUCUACAGCUUCUACAGCUGUUUUGAUUGGCAAGCACUUAUAUGUAGCUAAUGUUGGAGAUUCACGUGCUGUAAUAUCAAAAACAGGCAAAGCAAUUCCUCUCUCCAAUGAUCACAAGCCAAACAGAAGUGAUGAGCGCAAGAGGAUUGAGGAUGCUGGAGGGGUUGUCACGUGGACUGGCACUUGGAGAGUUGGAGGCAUAUUGGCAAUGUCACGAGCAUUUGGUAACCGCCUUUUGAAACGAUUUGUUGUGGCAGAGCCUGAGAUUCAGGAGCAAGUGGUGGAUGAAGAACUGGAAAUUCUGGUGUUGGCUAGUGACGGGCUGUGGGAUGUGGUAGCAAAUGAGGAUGCUGUCUCACUUGUGAGAGCGGAAGAGGAACCCGAGGCUGCUGCUCGGAAGUUGACGGAGACCGCCUUCUCGCGCGGCAGCGCAGACAACAUUACAUGCAUCGUGGUCAGAUUCCACCACGACAAGUUUGACGUAGAUCAGUCUCCUUCUCCUCCUCCAACAGCUAUUCAGGCUUGACGUCUUGAAGCAGUUUUCCCAUCCAUAUAUAUAUAUAUAUAUAUAUAUAUAUAUAUAUAUAUAUAUAUGUAUCGUUGGCUUGGUGGUGUGUACAACAUAACCUGCUCUUCGUGUGUUCCUCGAUCUCCCCUGUCAGCGGUCUAUUGGCUGAUAAUUCCUCUUCAUUUAUUUAUUUAUUUUCCAAGUUAUAGGAAAUCCCCAAAGAAGAGCGUUCUGUUCCUGUUUCAAUCUGCUCCGAAUGGUAACACAAUUUCAGCAGAAUUCUUGAGGCGUGCAGUUUUUGGAUUCA